Messenger RNA from Aureobasidium pullulans EXF-150, 1101 nucleotides. RefSeq lists its product as uncharacterized. NCBI's taxonomy places the organism in Eukaryota, Fungi, Ascomycota, Dothideomycetes, Dothideales, Saccotheciaceae. Gene Ontology annotation, molecular function: protein binding. The transcript is spliced from 2 exons. The coding region runs from base 1 to 1101 and encodes 366 amino acids. The record is from RefSeq and is a predicted model, not a curated record.
AUGUCGCCCCCAACCCUUCCACCCGAACUCCUAACCAACAUCAUCUCUCACGUCGACGCCGACACCCUUCCAGCAACACGUCUCGUAUCUAAGCAGUUUCACACAAUCAGCACACCCUUCUUCGGACAAAAAUGUCUUUCCAGUCUGGCAUUUAUGUUCUCAGAACAUAGUUUGAGUCAUCUAGUGGAAUUGACAGAGAGUAAGUUGAUCAAGAGUGAGGAGGAGAGGAAGAUCGAUAGGCGCUGGGAGGAGUAUGAGAGGGAAGCUGAGGAAGAGGAGUUAAGAGGGGAGUUAGGAUUGCCGCCAGUAAGGGAGGCUGACGAAAUUGAGGACGAACGGGGGGAUGCGAUCCAGCCCGAGCUUAGACUGGAGGAGCUUUUGGGUGAGCGAAAACCUUCACCUGAGGAAAGACAUCGUCGCGAAGAAUUCAGAAACAACAUUCAAGAUGAACCGUCUGCAAACUCCACCACUACUACAACAGCCCACAAAGAUCGCAAACCCGAGAAUACACUCACCAAUCACGAAGUAGAAGAAGCAAACGUCGCUGCCGAAGCUCUGAUGACAUCUUACGACAAAUCAAAAGCCAUGACCAACUUUCUCAACUCUGAACGCUAUGUCGAACUCAUGAGCCAAGCCUUCAAAAACUUGAAAACCGCCAAUGUUCAAGUCUCUCUCGGCUUCUACGACGACACGCCACAAGUGAUCGGCCAGAACAAGGUCUUGUGGGCUCCAUAUAGAAAACCUCAUGGUUUCGACGAGGUUUAUGACGGUAGACUGAACCACCACGUCGAGUCUCCUAUGAUGCCGGAUUUGCGCAGGUUGAUGCCGGAUUUGGUCUACUGCAGUAUACUACAAGCCACUGGUCUCGCAGAUUUACUCCAUCAAGGCUCUCAUUCUCGACAUAGUCGAAGGUCGCUCUUGGCCCCUGACAUCACAAGGGGGUAUUCAGGUACCCCUCCGGAUAUGGGUCUUUGCCUGCGAGACAGUAAACCAAGGCUGGCAAAUAGGAGACCCAGAAGUUCCUCCGCCCCUCCGGGGAGGAAUAGACUGGAAAGUAAACCCAUAUCUCAGCGAUGGCUUCUUUACCCGCUUCCAAAUUGA